Salvelinus sp. IW2-2015 is the source of this 6819-nucleotide messenger RNA. Lineage: Eukaryota; Metazoa; Chordata; Actinopteri; Salmoniformes; Salmonidae. The record is from RefSeq and is a predicted model, not a curated record.
UCCGACAGUCCUGGAGAGAAGGACCGAGCAGGGCAGUCACCUGUGGGACGUGUAAGAAAUUCUGAGAUUCCAGCAAACUAUCACAACUUUCUGGACUGUCUGUACAGCAUACAUAUGCUUUUAUUUUUAUAGUUGCUAAUGUGUCGUAAAUUUAGAUAAGCAUUUACUCGCGUGCAUCCGUUAAUUGCGAUCUACAUCGAACGGUUAAUCCUAUUUGAUAACGCUCCCAGCGCACGGGACUGUAGCGACAAAAGUAAAUUUUUCAGGCCUGAAGAUAUUGCUGUUAUUGAGAUAAUUCUCAAUGAGCGACACAGAGAAUUCCAACACGGAUUCCAAAUUGGAAUCUGUCAUACAGAGGCUGGAGGAGAGUGUGUUGUCUGAAGAGAAGAGGCUGACAGUCCGAGGCGCCUCCCCUGAAGACCCUCCUACGUGUUUACCUGCACGAGUCCGAGAGAUCGUCACCAAGAACCUCAACGAGAGCCCACCAGGAGCCAUGUCCUCAGUGAUGUCAGUCCAGGAGGAGAACCGGGUGCUGCAGGUAGAGCUGGGAAGGMUGGARGACCUGCURGCCCAUAGCAGGGCGGACCGAGAUGAGCUGGCUAUCAAAUACAGCGCCAUCAGCGAGAGGCUAGAGCAGGCACUCCGCCUGGAGACAGGUGACGGGGAGCGGGAUUCACCAGAGUCUCGCAGCCAGGCUCAGCAGAACAUGGACCUGCGCCGGCGUCUGGACGAGGAACAGGCAGCCUACAAGCGUAAACUCACAGCCUAYCAGGAGGGCCAGCAAAGACAGGCUCAGCUGGUGCAGAAACUGCAGGCUAAGGUCCUGCAGUACAAGAAGAGGUGUGGAGACCUGGAGCAGACUCUAGUGGAGAAGUCCUCGGAGCUGGAGCAGCACAGACUGAGUGUUCGAGGACCGUGCGGCGACCUGGAAAAUGCUCUCAUCCGGUUGGAGGAGGAGCAGCAAAGGUUACAGUCUGUUGCAGUGAACGCCAUGCUGAGAGAGCAGUUGGAGCAGGCAGGACUGGCCAAUGAGGCACUCAGCCAGGACAUACGCAGACUCACUGCUGAUUGGUCCAAAUCCAGGGAGGAGCUGGAGCAGAGGGAGUCUGAUUGGAGGAGGGAGGAGGAAUCUUUCCACAGUUAUUUCAGCAGUGAGCACAGUCGUCUGCUACUGUUAUGGCGACAGGUGGUGGGCUUCCGUAGACAGGUCUGUGAGCUGAAGAGCGCCACAAGAGAGCCGGGAGGGGGGGCGGCUCUGGCUCUGGAGCGGGAGGUGGCGCUGCGGGGCAGCUGGAGCUGCAGCUCAGAGAACGGGACUGCAUCUGUGAGGACACAGCYGCUGGAGGGUUGUGAMGCACGAGGUGCAGUGGAGUUGCCGGAGCUGGGCGCACUCAGCUCCUGUUCAGCUGCAGCACCACCGCCCCGGCUGUCAGAUGCAGUGCGAGAGGUGGAGAGGCUGAAGGGCCAGAGUGAAGAGAAAGACAGAGAUGUGGCCUCACUGACCAGGAGACUGGAGGAGCAGAGUGGUAACGAUGAGACAGACAUGCAGGUGAUGAGGGCUCAUACUGAAACACUACUGGACACACUGAGAGACAUUGCCCAGACUGUCUUAUCCGAUGGGGACUCGUCAUCAGAAGCAGACCAGGAGAACACUGGGGCUCCUCUAUUGGCUCUUCUCCGUGGCUCCUCCCCUCACCGCUCAUCAUCACCAUGGGGAUCCACCUCUCCCAGGCGUUACUCCUCGUUGGCCACCGUCCCAGAGGCCAGCCUGUCAGCUCUGCGGUCUGCUGUCAACAGCAGACAUCUCCAGCUGCAGGAGGUUCGAGGGCGUCUGUCCUCUGCCCAGUCAUCAGUACAAUUGCUGCGCAGGCAGCUAGCAGAGGCGGAAUCAGCCAAGCGGGAGGCGGAACAGCGCAGUCAGACCCUGCAUGGAGAGAGGGAUGGAGUUCAGAGAGAGAAGGACACYACACAGAGAGAGAGAGACCGUCUGAAACAAGACAGGGACACACUGGCUAGUGAGAAGGUGGCUGUGGAGAAGGCAGCCCAGGCAGCUCUGAUCAAGGCCCAGAUUCUGCAGAUGGACUGUGAGAAGCUGCAGCAGGCCGUGACGUCGGCCCAGAGAGAGAGGGAUCACGAGAGAGAGGAGAAGUUGGACGCGCUGCAGGAGAGAGACCGGGCCAAGGCAGAGACCGACAGAGUUCAGAAGCAGUGGGAGCAGAGUGAGAGCCGGGCAUCUGUCCAGAGAGGGGAGCUGUCUACAGUGAGAGAGACUCACCACCAGGCAGAGGUGGAGAGGCAGCUGCUGGAAGGAGAGAAGACCCAGCUCACUGAGGCUUUGGCCCGUGCUGAGAGCAGUAAUGCAGAGCUCUCUCUGCUGGUCAACAAGCUUCACUCUGAGGAGGCUGCCCUCCGAGACUCUCUGGCCAAGAUGGGCAGCAUGAAUGAGGGCCUGGCCCAGGACAAGUGUGACCUCAACUCCAUCAUCAGCCAGCUUGAAGAGGAGAAGGCCUACCUGCAGGCCCAGAAACAUGAAGCGGAGCAGGAGAAGAUGACCAUCAGAGAUGAGCUCGUCCGAUUGGAGCAAGACAGGCUAGAGUUGGACUCCGCCCGCCUCGCCCUCCACCAGUCCUUGCAGGAGUCUGAGCUGAGCAGGGUGGGGAUGGAGGCGGAGCUUCAGAGCCUCAGGGCCGAUAGAGUGAAGCUGCAGGACAAAGUCACUCAGCUGUGUGGCGAGGUGAGCUCUCUGGGGGCAGAGUUGGGCAKGGCCCGCGGUGAGGAACAGAGACAGGGCGUGGCUCUGGAGGAAGUAGGGCGGGGCCGGGCGGAGCUGGUCAGGGAGAGGGCGGGGCUAGUGGUCCAGCUGACUGCAUCGGAGAGAGAGAACGCCACACUAACAGAGGAGUUGGCCGCAUUCAGGUCAGAGCGGGAGGCCUUGGAGACCAGCCUGUUUGAGGUGCAGCAGCAGCUGGUUCAGCUAGAGUUUCGCAGAGAGCAGCUAGAAGCAGAGAACCAGAGCCUGCGGCUACUCAGGGAGACCACCACCGCGGAGCUGAGGCGUGUGCGUGCGGAUGGGGAGAAUGUGCUGGCGCAGAGUGAGAGGGAGAGAGAGGCUUUGAGCCAGRCCCUGACUACCACCCAGCAGGAGUCCCAGCAGGCCCUCCACACCGCCAUCACUGACCACCAGGAGGAGGCAGAGAGACUGACCGCUGAGAAGGARGCCCUGCGUCGCAGUCUGGAGUUUGAACAGGAGGGGGCACUGCGACAGGUCAGACAGGAGGCAGAGGAGCAGCUCCUCAGAGCCGAGAGAGACCGGGAGGACCUGAAAGAUGAAGUGAGGAGUCUGCAGCACGACAGAGAUCAGAGUCUGCUACAGGCAGAGACAGAGAAACAACAGAUGCUGUCCCAGAAGGAGGCAGAGAAAGCGGUGCUGUCUGAGAGAGUGUCCAUCYUGCAGGCAGAGCUGGGUACUGCAACCCUGGAGCUGGACAGACUGGCCAGAGAGGCAGCGUAUUACAAAGAACAGGAGAGGGCCACAGUGGGAGCUCUGACCAGUGAGUUACUGGAGCUUCGCUCUCAGCUGGAGGAGGCUGGCAGUGUUCAUGAGCGGGAGCUGCACCGGUUGCAGGAGAACAGCUCUGACCUGCAGACACAUACUGAUGCUGCCCUCAAAGAGCUGGAGGAGUGCAGAGCUUCUCUCUCAGCCAGUGAGGAGAGCCGAGACCAGGUGAGGCGGGACAUGCUGGAGAUGGACAGGCGCCUCAACCAAACCCGUGACACUGGGGAGGGGUACAGAAGGGAUGGGGUAGAGCUACGGCGCACCCUCACUGAUGUCACCAAGGAGAAAGACACACUCAGCUUAUCAAAUACCCAGCUGAGGGAGACUCUGAAAAGUGCAGAGACUGAGAGAAUCAGUGUGAAGCGUCAGUGUGAGGAGAAGGAGCAGCGGCUGGCUGUUCUGGAGGAGAGCCUGUCAUCUGCACAGAGAGAGGUGACGGAGCUCCGCAGCUGUCUGAGAGAGGUGGAGAGGUCACGGCUGGAGGCCCGGAGAGAGCUGCAGGAGCUACGCAGACAGGUGAAGGUACUGGAUGGAGAGAAGGAACAGAAAGGGAGGGAGGUGGCUGAGUUGCAAACGCGUCUCUCCCUGGAGGARCAGAGAGAGGAGGAGAGAGGGCGGGAUAUCUUCUCUCUCAAACAGAAGCUGGCCGAGGCUGACACAGCCAGGACUUCCAUCAAGAAAGAGCUGUCCAUCCUCCAGAGGCGUCUGACAGAGUCAGAGUCAGGCUGGCGGGGAUGUGAGAGGGAGCUGACGGCCCAGCUUCAGGAUGCCCGGGGCUGUGAGAAGAAGCUCCAGGAUGAGGCCAGGAACCUGUCCCUGCGGGCCCAGACAGCCCAGGACUCCCUCACCCAAUCCAGCCUGCAGCUCAGCGAGGCCCAGGGCCGCCUGGCUGCCACCGAGGUAGAGCUGGCCCGGGCCGAGGCCGGACGCAGGGAGCUGGAGUUCCGUCUGGGCAGCUUGCAGUCGGCACUGACCCGUACGCURGGCAUUGGGGCGGGGGGCCGGAGAAGUGCCAGUGGGGGCAGGGGCAGGAGCCCCAGAGGGAGCCCCCCAGCAGCAUCCUACAGCAGCAUUACACGUCCCCGCAGCCUCUCGCCCCUACGCUGCUCACUUUCACCCCCAAAAGAUUUUGGCGGCUCGACCCCUGACAACACGUUGGGCUGCUCAAGGCCUAUCUCCCCAGAGCAGGGUGACACCCCCCUCCCCAUGCCCCUGCCUGAGCUGGACCCYGAGACGCUGCGCUGCGGCCUCAGAGACUUCCUCCAGGAGCUCCGAGAAGCUCAGAGAGACCGGGACGAGGCUCGCUGCCAGUUGGGGGCGCUACAGAGAGAGUUGGAGGAGGUGACAGGGGAGAGAGACUCCGCCCAGAACCGCCUCUCUCAGCUACACAACACACUGCAGGAGUGCCAGGAGGGUAAGCGUGGUGUUGACGGGCGUCUGAGCUCGACCCAGGCCAUGCUCCAGCAGCAGGAGGAGACGGUGAGGAGGGGAGAGAGGGAGAGGAGGGCCCUCACUGACAGAGUCAAGGAGCUGGAGAGAGCCCUGCAGACUGCCGAGACGGAGAAAAAACACACACAGGACCAGUUGAGUAAGCAGCGUGCGGGCGAGGUGCGUCUGGAGGCUGAGCGGAGGCGUCUGCGGGAGGCCCUGGAGGCUGCCGAGGCCCGGGGGACCAGGGUGGAGCUGGGGAGACGCAGCCUGGAAGGGGAGCUGCAGAGACUCAAACUGAGCCUGGGGGACAGGGAGGCCGAGAACCAGGCCACCCAGGAGCGCCAUGAUGCACUAGUCAAACAGGUGGCGGAGGGGGAGAGCUGUGUGACGUCGCUCCAGAGAGAGUUGGACAGGCUGAGCCAGGCUUUGUCUAAAGCCCAGGAGGGAGAGGUCUGUCUCAGAGAGAAGAACCAGAGCCUUUCCCAGAGCCUCCAGGAGGCCACCGUUGCCCACAGCGCCACCCAGGGGCGCCUUGUCGCACUGCAGAAGACCCUGGGGCUGGCCGAGCAGGACCGCAGGCAACUACAGGAGCGAGUGGAUGGAGCGCGGGCGUCCCUGACGGACGGGAAGAGAGGCAUGACGGCCCUCACUGAGCGCGUCCAGAGCCUACAGACUGAGCUGACUCAGAGCGACCUGAGACGAGGAGAGCUGGAGGCAGAGCUGGCUCACACACAGGAGGCCCUGCGUCAGCGGUCUGCCAGUCUGACAGAAGCCCAGCGCAGUGCCCAGUCUGCCCAGACAGAGAGGGUGUCUGCAGAGGAGAGGCUGCGGGGGCUGCAGAGGGCUGUGGCCAUGCUGGAGACAGAGAAGAAGGAUGCAGAGAGACAGGCCGUCCGCCUGGAGAAGGACAAAAACGCACUGAGAAAUACACUGGACAAGGUGGAGCGUCAGAAGCUAAAGACAGAGGAGGGCAGCAUGCGUCUGUCUGCAGAGAAAGGCCGUCUGGAUCGCUCACUCACCACCGCAGAGCAGGAACUGCAGGACGCACAGAGACAGAUAGCACUGCUACAGGCCCAGCUGGCUGAGAUGGAGCAGUCCCACAAUGUGAGUGAGAGCUCUGUGAGGCAGCGUGACGAGGUGAUGCGUGAGGCGGAGAGGCUGAGGGUCGCCCAGAGGGAGGCAGAGAGGACCCUGGCCGCCCGGGAGAGAGCCCACCGCCACCGGGUCAAAGGCCUGGAGGAGCAGGUGUCCACUCUGAAGGAGCAGCUACAGCAGGAGAUGAGUCGUAGACAGCCCUCUCUACCCACCCUCAUAUCUGGGGGGAACUGAGCACUGAGCAGCGCUCCCUGUGUCCCUCCAUGGGUACUACAGCCCACUUACAGCUCCGGAACCAGCAUAACAUCAUCCGCUCCUCUGUGUUGACACACGCCUCUCCUCCUACUCAGGGGAUAGAAGUGUCAUCCAGUACAACAGGAAUGAGAUCUUAAUCUCUGCCAGUAUAUACAGUUGACCAGGGUUCCCUUCCACACACACACCAGCAUACAAAGGGAGAACAGUCUGAGUCACUGUUUGAGCACUAGGCAACAAAUUGAUCAGUCCUAUGAAGAAACUACUGUGCCGUCCAUCUUGCUACUAUUUGGUUGAGAUUGACCCAACUAGUUUGCCUGGACCAAUAGAUGGACACUAUUAUAUGUAGAGCACAUGAUGGGACCACAUGAGAUGAAGUAUUUAUGCACUAUAUGUGUGUACUGUUUGUGAUUUUAGAUGUGUGUGUACUGAACAAAAAUAUUCAUGCAACAAUUUCAAAGAUUUUAUUGGGUAACAGUUCAUAG